Messenger RNA from Myzus persicae (green peach aphid), 1192 nucleotides. It is a transcript of the gene Bet3, whose product is annotated as trafficking protein particle complex subunit 3. Bases 535 to 1071 code for a protein of 178 amino acids. Gene Ontology annotation, cellular component: TRAPP complex; cytosol; cis-Golgi network membrane. NCBI's taxonomy places the organism in Eukaryota, Metazoa, Arthropoda, Insecta, Hemiptera, Aphididae. Gene Ontology annotation, biological process: endoplasmic reticulum to Golgi vesicle-mediated transport; intra-Golgi vesicle-mediated transport. The transcript is spliced from 4 exons. The record is from RefSeq and is a predicted model, not a curated record.
GUAUAUUAGGUUGUUUUUAUUGAAUUAAAAAUAAAUAUAAACGUUUUAUGAUCUAAAUUUUAAAGUACCAUAAAAAAAUCAAACAGUACUAGGUGCGCCGGGAAAUUAUUAUUUUAUUUUCUUCACGAUUUUAACCACCCAGCUUCCAGAGAUUAGGGCUAUAUUUAACACUAACAAGUGGCCGAUGUUGACAAUUCUGUUUGUAGGAAACAUAAUAAUUAUAUAAUAUUCAUAUUAUUUCCAUCUUUAAAGAUUAAAAUUUGGAUAUUUUGAUUUUCGUUAAAUCAUAAUAUCCACGAUUCAGGACUAUUAUCUUUGCGGAUUGUACCUUCGGUCAUAUCACAGAAUAACAGAAUAUUAUUCUGUGGUCAUAUCAUAUUUAAUCUAUUAAGUUAUAUAUAUUUAUAUCAGAAACAGAUAGAAAAUUGUCUACAUAAAAAUUUGAGUUAUUCGUGGAAAUAUACAAUUUUAUAGUCUACUUACUGACACUCUUCGUUUUGUGUAAUUAUCUGUCCACAAUUAUCCACUGUGACUAUGUCUCGACAGAACACAAGAUUAGACGUUAAGAAAGUUAAUUCAGAAUUAUUUACUUUAACUUAUGGAGCCAUAGUGUCUCAAUUGAUGAAAGACUAUGAAAAUGUAGAGGAUGUGAACAAACAGUUGGAUCGAAUGGGUUAUAAUAUUGGUGUCCGUUUGGUUGAAGAUUUUUUAGCCCGUACUAAUGCUGGAAGAUGUUAUGACUUAAGAGAAACCGCAGAUAAAAUCCAGUAUGCAUUUAAAAUGUAUUUGGGUAUAACUCCGGCUUUAACUAAUUGGAGUGCUGCCGGAGAUGAGUUUUCCUUAACAUUUGACACUAAUCCACUAACAGAAUUUGUGGAACUACCAGAUAACUAUCAAAAUCUCAAAUAUAGCAAUUUACUUUGUGGAGCCUUGAGAGGAUCAUGUGAAAUGGUACAAAUGGAUGUGUCUUGUUGGUUUGUGCAAGAUCAACUUAAAGGUGAUUUGGCCACUGAAUUGCGAAUAAAAUUCAACAAAAGGCUAGAAGACGCUAUACCUGCCGGAGAAGACUAAUUAGACUCUGACUCAUCUGUAAAUUAAAUAAUAUUAUUAUUAUACAUUAUGUUUUAUUUUAUUUUUACUUUAUAAUACUAUCUCAUACACUUGUUAUCAUAUAAAAAUAAAUAGUAUCUAA